Messenger RNA from Exophiala oligosperma, 1605 nucleotides. RefSeq lists its product as uncharacterized. The record is from RefSeq and is a predicted model, not a curated record. The transcript has 3 exons. The coding region runs from base 106 to 1353 and encodes 415 amino acids. NCBI's taxonomy places the organism in Eukaryota, Fungi, Ascomycota, Eurotiomycetes, Chaetothyriales, Herpotrichiellaceae.
AUUCGUUUCUUGUGCUCCUAUCUCUUUACCCAGGCCAAUAACUUUUGAUACGGGACAGAGUAUUGGCGAAUUAUCGUUUCCCCAAUCUCAGUACCAUAACAAGUCAUGGCCGACCCUAAGAGGGUCGUUAGUUUCGAUGCAAUCAUCCAAGCCGACCGCCAGAGAAAGAAGAACGAAGCGCUAGCCAACGAGAUUUUUGGCAGGAAUAAACAAACCAGAGGCGACUCCCGUAGUUCAAGCAAAGUAUCGACGAGGACACCGGACCUUGCCAGCAGAAUCACAAAGGCCUCUUCUCAACAACGCUCGUCGUCCGUAGCGAGCACCGCCUCGGCCAGAAACAAUACGCCCUCUAGACCCUCUUCCACGACCCCUCAACAAGCACGCGCGUUACGGCUCGCCUCUGCGCUCGAAACGACACAGCAACAGGCCAAUAUCGUCACGCCUUCACGUCGUAGUACAAAAGGCUCUGGUCUUGGUCUCAGCAUAAAAGGCAAAGCGGGACCUUUUGCCGUCGAGGCGAGCAAUUUCGCGCCCGGCACCACGGCCGCAGACAUCGAAUCGGCGUUGCAAGGAGAAACAAUCGACGACAAUGGCGCGAGCGGGAUGCUGUCCUGUCGUAUCGUGGCGACCGCACCUGCGGUGGUGGCGGAGAUGAUCUUUUCCGAACGACACAUCGCAGAUAGGGUGAUUUCGACCUACAACAACCAGAGAGCCGACGGGCGAAUCCUACACCUCUACUUGAAACAGUCCGGUUCAGGUCCUACACCCCUUCCAGCAGGGAACGCCAUCGAUACAGACCCAUUACCACCGGAUGCAAUGGCAUCAGACCAACACGGUGACGACAAUGGCACGGAAGACAUUGAAAUGGAAAGUGAAGUUCCUUUGGCGCAGGACGAUCGAGACCGCGAACGCGACAGACGACCUGCCAAAUCUGAUUCUGACAGCCGUGAUGGAAGACGCGACGACUACGACGACAGAAGAGACGACGACCGCCGAGAUAGGGAUCGAGAUCGAGACAGAGAGCGAGAACGGGAACGAGAACGAGAUAGGGACAGGGAGCGUGACCGUGAUCGGGAGAGAGAUCAACGCUACGACCGCCGGGGCGACGACAGAGGUCCAAACUCCUCGUCCUACCGCGACACCGCCAACAAGGCCAACAACGCCUACAACAAUAACAACAAUUACAACUCUCGACCCUCCCAUUAUGGCAACGGCGUAGGAGGGCCUGGGCGAGGCAUGUACGGCGGUGGUCCCCCCGGCGGCAUGUACCAUCGAGGAGGGCCUGGGCGGAUGUACAGUGAUGGUCGAGGUGGACGAGGUGGUUUCGGUUCGGGAUACAGAAGGGGAUAUUAGCAAUAUCCGCCCUCGUCGUCGUUAUCCUGAACACUUGAGGGGUUGGGGUUGGUCUUUCCCGGCCUGGUCUACGCCUUUGUUUCUCUCCCUUCAUCAUUCUUGUUUCAAAAAAGAAGGGAAAAAACAGGUGGAUGUUUUGAAUUGAAUGGGGUGACAAGUGGGGAUCGAUAUCAUAAGGAGGUAGUCAGUCGCAAGCACCCAAGCGAGUUUCGACAUUUCGAAAUCAAAACUAAAAUUGAAGAAAUGAUGUUU